Molecule: messenger RNA, 1250 nt
Organism: Anopheles coustani
Lineage: Eukaryota; Metazoa; Arthropoda; Insecta; Diptera; Culicidae
Gene: mRpL1
Product: large ribosomal subunit protein uL1
Exons: 3
Coding region: 76-1173 (365 amino acids)
Source: RefSeq, a predicted model, not a curated record
GAACAGCAAGUGCAUGUUGUUUAUGGUUAUUCAAUAAUUCUUUCGUUUUUCGUGAGAUUGCAAACAUCCUACAAAAUGCUAUCAGUGACCAGUGUUGGUUUUAUUCGAUGGUCAACGUCCCCUCUUCUCAUCGGCGGUGGCAGGUUACUUCAUACGACAUCGAUGGAUCUGGCCGCCCGUAAGGGUACACGAGAGAAGGCACGCAAGGCAAAAGUGAAAAAGGUCGUAGAAAAGGUGGGAUUCAUCCGACAUGAUCUAAGGAAAAAGGGAAAGCUAAAUCUGAACGUAGCUAACAAACACAUCGACGAUAGCUGGAAGCAGGAAUCAAAGGAUGAUUGUUGGGUAAGCAAGUACUACAAGUGGCGUGUGUAUUCGGUCGAGGAAGCGGUACAUUGCCAUCGAGAAACGCACCAUCCGACGGUGUAUAACCUACCGAACGCCCCGCUGUUCGCCCAUGUGGAACUGAACAUGCAGGCGGAAAAGGCAACGCGGUUCGUUGACAACUUUCAGCGGAUGGUGGCCGUACCGCAUCGUUUCGAGCACGGUGAGAACCGCAACAUUAUCGUUUUCGCUAAGGGACAAGAUCCGCUGAAGGAAGCCAAAGAUGCAGGCGCUUCACUGGUCGGUGGGAUGGAGCUGAUAAAAGAAAUCCAAAAUGGAGAUCUGCAGCUCUCGGAGUAUCCGUUCGUGCUGGCACAUCCAAAUAUACUGCCCGAGCUCGUGGUCAUCCGUGGGUUGCUGAAGAAGAACAAAUUUCCCAAUCCACGUUCCGGCACGCUGGGUGUGAAUUUGGCGGAGAUGAUAGAAAAGUAUGCCCACGGCAUUAACUAUGCCGCCGCCAAGGACGAGCAGCAGAAAGAUUUCGGGUCGAUUGUCGCCUGCAUCGGCACGCUACAAAUGGAAACGAAACACCUGGAAAGCAAUCUAGCAGCGCUGCUGCAGGACGUAAACACGAUGCGGCCAAAGCGCGAGGGAAAGUUCGUAACGCGGGUGCUGCUAAAGAGUCCACCGUCGGGCGAGAAUUUAAAAAUCGAUCCGUUCAUUUACAUCCCGGAGGAGGGCACGUUGGGCAAAAAAUCGUCGAAGGCCAACCAGUCGGAUGCGGGCAUUGAGGAAGACGAUGAGCAGGAGGAAGAACCAAAAGCUGCGGCGGCUGUAGGUGGUGCAUCGUGAUCGGACGUAGGGUUUUAGCUGGCAGUAUCCAACACUGUUGUAAAAUCGUUUAGAGAUUAAUAAAGAUGAAAAUCACA